Dermatophagoides pteronyssinus (European house dust mite) is the source of this 1314-nucleotide messenger RNA. Its product is annotated as nuclear distribution protein nudE-like 1-A. Gene Ontology annotation, biological process: establishment of mitotic spindle orientation; microtubule nucleation; centrosome localization. Gene Ontology annotation, cellular component: kinetochore; centrosome; kinesin complex. The record is from RefSeq and is a predicted model, not a curated record. Gene Ontology annotation, molecular function: microtubule binding. Lineage: Eukaryota; Metazoa; Arthropoda; Arachnida; Sarcoptiformes; Pyroglyphidae.
AACGCCAAUUGUGUGUGGGACAUGUAACUCGUUCUUCGUUCGAUUUGUUUGUUUGUUUGUGUGUGUUUAUCUGCCACAACAAAUAUCACAUCGAAUUUUCUUUUUCGUUGAAGAGAUUCCCAAAAAUAGUCAAUAAUUUAUUUUUUGUAAAAAAUUAAUUAAUUAGUUCGUGGAUCGCCUAUCCAUAUUAAUAUGGCUCAUAUUGGUGGUGGUGAUAUUGAUACAGAAUCGUUUUAUGAUAAUAAUCAAAAUAUUGAUGAUGAUUCGGAUGCACCUGAUACAAAAGUUUUUUACUACAAAAAAAGAUAUGAAGAAUUACAAGCAGAAUUCGAAGAAUAUCAAUUUAGUAGUCGUGAAUUGGAGAAUGAAUUGGAAACCCAAUUAUCACAUUAUGAGCGACGAAUUAAAGAGCUUGAACAGGGAAAUUCUCGUCUAGUGAAUGAAAAUGAUUUAUUGCGUAAUAAAUUGGAAAAAACAACAAUCGAAAGUAAUGAACAGACAAUUUUAUUGCAAGAAAAAUUGGCUGAAGUAACAUCGAUUAAUGAACAGUUAACAACGCAUAUAAGAGAAUUAGAACAAUCUAAUGAUGAUCUUGAGCGUGCUAAACGUCAUCUUGAUGCAACAUUAUCCGAUUUUGAUGCAAAAUUGAAUGAACAAAUUGAACGAAAUGAAUUAUUGGAGAGUGAAAUCGGUGAAAAAGAACAAUUACAAGUAGUGAUACAAAGGCUUAAAGAUGAAGCACGUGAUCUACGUUUAGAAUUGAUGAUACAACAAAAUGUAAAAAAUCCGAAUAAAUCUAAUAAGAAUAUUUCAUCAACGACGACACCUGAACAUGAAACAUCAUCGAAUCGUCGUGCAACAAUAUCAUCACCAUUAUCACCUGCAACCGCCACUAUUCAAUCCACGACAAUCAUUUCGAAUGAUAUGAAUAAUAAAAAUUGUAAAAUAUCAUCAACAACAAAUGGCACUGUGAUUCAUCAAAACAACAACAACAACAAUAAUGCACUGAAAACGCCAACAUCAAAUCAGAUACCAUUGUUAUCAGCUUCAUCAAGAAUUUCUGCAUUGAAUAUUGUUAGUGAUCUAUUAAGAAAAGUUGGAGCUUUAGAAUCGAAAUUGGCAUCAUGUAGAAAUAUAAUGCCCAUCAAUAGUCCAACAUCGGCCAACAGUACCGGUCUGAUGAAAACAACAAACAUCAUUACAACAAAUGGUACUACAGAUAAUAAAAAUAUUAAUAACAAUGAUCAUCAUAAUAAUCAUCACGGACAAACAACGACGACAAAAACAUUGAAAAAUAUCAAUGCAAAUGCUUAA